This is a messenger RNA of Anopheles merus, 11242 nucleotides long. RefSeq names its product ankyrin repeat domain-containing protein 50. The transcript is spliced from 8 exons. NCBI's taxonomy places the organism in Eukaryota, Metazoa, Arthropoda, Insecta, Diptera, Culicidae. Gene Ontology annotation, molecular function: protein binding. Bases 1774 to 8598 code for a protein of 2274 amino acids. The record is from RefSeq and is a predicted model, not a curated record.
ACACCACCGGAGAGCGUUAGCGCGUGCGCUGUCGUGCGCACGUAUGGUUGUGUGCGUAAAAACGAGGCGUUCGUUUUCUGCCGAGGAAGAUUUGUUUUCUUCCAGCAUUUGGCGUUUGGGAUCACGAGAAAAAAAGAGUGAAGCAAAAGCAAAAUGUGUCACCGCGGCAGCAGCAGCCAGGCCGGACUGGUGCCGUAAUUAAACGCGCAGGGAGCGAAAGCAAAAACGGGGGGCCCAUUUCGGGCGUCGGUCUCCCGGAAAGGUUAACUCUUUCUGUUUUAGUUUCGGCGCCUGGCACAUAUGGUGCGUUUCGGUAGUGCAGAAGGGCGUUCGGUUGAGGAGAGUCAAUUUCUCGGUGCGAGCGUUCUCGGGCAGCGGCGACAGUGCUUUGGGACGCAGAAUGGUUAGCGUUUGUGGGGUUUGAUAUCUUGGCAAAUUAAAACGCACGGCGGUGCAGAUGCGUCUAGACCGCGCGGGGGAUAGUGUUCUUUGCCGUUCGUUUGUGCUAAUGCUUGACUUAUCGGAAAGUGAAAAGUGUGAAACGUGUUUUGAAGCAAUCAAUUUCAUCGAUUUUUCUCACCCUGCUUGGUCGGUGCUGCACGGGGAGAGCUUUCAGCGUGUGCCGUACGAAUGUGAAGCAAAGCAAGGCAGAAAUGGAAGAGCCUUCUCUGUAGAAGCGAUUAGCACUCGUUUGUGUGAUUAAUUGGGCAUAGCUCAAAAUAACAUUGACCACGAAGGAAAGAAAGAAGUGCGCGAUUGAAUUGAACGAAGCAGUAUCGUCCAUCGAGUCUUGAAUCCCCAGUUACGGAACCCAAAGUGUGCACAACCGAUAACUUCAUCCGAUUGGCCGUGAAGCGGAACAUAAAAGCAAAAGAGUAAAAGGGGGGCCCCACAAUAGAAGGACACACACAUACACACACGUACGCUUCCAGAAAGAAAGAAAGAAAGAAAGGAAAAGCAGUAAGCGAGAGACUAAAACAGAAAACUCACCAACUCUACCAUCCAACUGUACUUUUUCGGGACUGUCCCCUCAUCAUUAAGACGCGCUGGGAGCGCAGCAGUACGCAUUCGGAACGCAUCGUGCAAACCGUGUCAACGGAUCGGUACCAUCGUCGAGCGCGGCCGCGUCAGGCAAGUGCGGUGUCUCGCCCAACGGAUAACCGCCGUCAUCGCGGUUCGUCGUGUCAAACGCGCCAACAUUGCUGCAAUAAUUGGGAUACUAGAGCCGUGUUUGCGUAACAAGGAGGAGAGGAGAGCAGCAAUCGGGGUCCGAUCACGCUUUGACACCAGUCAGCGUAGUACUACGGGGCGGAGGCUGCAAUCACCCAGCAAAAGGUGAACGAUUGGUGGAUGAUGCUUGUGUAUUUUUAUAAGAUUGACGAAUGCAACACUAGCCAUCCGUUGGACGUUGAGGCGCGCACGUGAAAGCAAUACAAUGAAACAAUGCAUCAAGAAUGCACUCGCUUGUACGCGACAAUUUUCGACACAACAAACCGAUCGCGAGCCUAAUUAAUUACGCGCGAAACUGAAGACUGAGAAGGAGGGUAGUAGGCAAAAGGAUUGGCGCGCAGUGCAGAUGCAAGGACGACGACACCAUUGAUCGCGUGCUACUACGUCACUCUAUCACAACCCCAGAGCAACCACCGACCGGAGCAAUUGAGAAAGAUCCUGUUUGAGUGAUCAAAAAGAUGCUACAGCUUGCAUAAUAUUCGGAAGGAAAUUCUUCACCAUAUAGGCACGGAGACGGUGAACGGUCAGGAGCAGGGGAAAAUAAUGAAUUCUGAUGAUAUUUACGAAAAUCUUCCCUGUCACACCGAUGAGGCAUUGCGGAACGGGAACGGAACGUCAACUACCGGCAACAGAGUGUCGUCUGUGAUGAUGGAGGGAGGAGGAGGAGGAGUAGGAGGAGUAGUAGCAGGAGGUCGGAAUCGAUCCAGUGCCGAGGGUGACGAACACGGCGAAGGCAAGGUGCAAAAUAAUCUCGCCCUCAACAGCAAGGACAUGUUGUAUGCGACGCCGUUGAAAAAAUCCGAACGACCGGUAAAGGUGCUAAACAAUGCACCGGCGAUGCAGAAUGGGAAUGGUGUUGGCGGUGGUAGCCGGCAGAACACGGCCACGGCCAACGCUGGCACCUUCAGUGGCGAAGCGGAGCGCGACACGAAGAUCAUCAAUGCCGAGCUGGAGGAUCGACGGAUACGGGACUUUCUGAAGGAUACGUCCCAAAUGCACAAGAAAAUCGAGCUUCACAAAACGUACCAAAGUUCGAACUUUUCCUACCUCGCGCGAAAGGAACACUUUGCCGAUCUGGUGCAGCGCAACGUGAACAGCAGCAAUGGGGCGGCGGCUGACCAUCACUACCCAGAGCCGGCUGGUGAUGGUGGGGAUGCUACCGGGGACGAACCCGACUCGUCGGCAGCACUAGCGGUGGCGGCCGUUGGUGGGUACAAGACACUGGCCGGCGAGGAAGAGGACAAAAACUUAGAUCUCGACAUCAAUGAAUCGCUGAACGAGUUGGAGGCGCGCUGCAAUGAAAAGCUUGAGAUGCUGGCCAAGCUAAACCGCACACGGUCGAGCACUGCGACCGAGCAACGAUCCCAGGAGGACAACGAACAGCAGGCCGAUCUGCAGGGUGCGCAGUUGAUGGUGGGCGGCGACGAGGGAGAUGCGGGGGUCGUUCCCAAACCGUCGGCCCCACCGCUUUCCGCACUUACCACGGAUCGGGGAUCGAAGGCCGGUGGUGGCAGCAACAACUUAACCGAUCCGAAUGCAGGCGGCGCUGGAAGCGGCGAGGCGAUAAUUAGCGCUCAUCUGAACCGCGAGUGGGUGCUGAAGAAGAUUGCCAUGUGUUUGGAGCAACGGAUAUCGAAGAAACCGGUGCCUCCGGUACCAACGGUCGGGGCAGGAGUUACGCAGCCCACGGAAGGGGCAUCCACACCUUCCGCUUCGUCUGUACCUCCAGCCGGACCAGGAGGAUAUUUUGCCCGGAGCGGCCAAGCGGCGGCAGCUAGCGGAGUGCCACCGACGGAUGGAGGGGGGCACCAUCGGGGUGGAGAGAAUGGACUGCCUUCGCUCGGUUACCUUGUGCUGGGCUCAAACGGGUCGGGCAAAACGUCGAUUUGUAACGACAUCAUCGAGGGAACGUCGGGCACGAAAGGAAUGCUCAACAGGCGGCUGCUGGCAUGCUACUUUGUCAACUCACAGAAUCCCGAGUGCCACAGCUUGAGUAUGUUCAUUCGGAGCAUCAUUUUGCAAAUUUUAAGCCAUUCAAGCUACGUGAACAGCACAGGCAGCUGUGGCGUUGGUCCACCGGAGCUAAUCAACCUGUCGGAAGUAUCCGUGGAAGCGAACGAACUGCAGCCGGUCAAUACUAGCAACGAUUGUCUGCCGGAAGCGGAUCAGCAACAGCUUAAAGCGGAGCCGGCAUUACUCCAACCGGCAGGCGAUAGCCACGGCUCUAAUCAACCUGCGACAACGGACGCGACGGACGGUUCGAACGAAGCCGUCGAUAAGGAGUUGGAGGAUGCGAUUAGAACGGAAAUGAAAAUUAAUGAGCGAGUGGCCGAAUUCUGCUCCAAUCGCAAGAAAGUAUCGCGCCAGCAAUCGGAACCGGUAGAAAGUUUAAGCCGUGACCGGGAACAACCGAACUAUCCGUACAAAACGCAUCCGCCUGCAGUGGCGAAAGCGGGGUCCGGCAUUGCAGGAGCGGAAGAGUCGAAUGACGAUGAAAAGCUGGACAAAGCGACGAUGAGUCCGGGCAGGCCGGCGAAGGUGUCCAAGAUUCCAAUCGCUAUUGGCAGUACGAUUCGGAGUCCAAAAAAGAUGUCACCAACAAAGGAAGAUGACAGCGGUAGGCAGGAACAGCAGGACAAGGGCCAUCCGGGUACGAAACCGACCCCGGAGGAGGAGGAUGACACUAUCCUCGAAGGUGGUGGAGAAGCGAUUGCCGAAGGCGAUAUGAGUGAUAUUAAGUUGGUGGAGGAUGAAGAAGAGGACGCGGUUGUAAAAUUGGACGAAAGCGAGAAAGCGAAACAGUCAGAACCGAUGGUUACGCCAGAACAACCGGCAGCGCGGAACGAUUCGGAGGAGAAGAAACAGCAUACGAUGCGUACGACGAAGCUGAUGGAAACGAGCAUACCGCCUCCGCUGCCAAAGUCGAAAAACUGUCGCCAGGUAAUAGCGGACGGGUACUACGAGAUGCUGCUCAGCAAUCCGGACAUUUUCGAAUCGCUUACGGUAGACAGCAUCGAGAAGAAUCCGGACGAUUGCUUCAAGAAGGCGAUACUGUUCCCACUGCUGGAGCUGUGUCCGCCGAAAAACGCGCUUCUGUUGCUGAUUGACUCGAUCGACGAGAACUACAUCCAGGACGGCAAUCUCAUAUCGACGCUGAAGGGCAAGCAGGUAACGAAGAGCCGCAAUAUAGCGGAACUGCUCUCGAACCACAUCCACCUGAUGCCGAAAUGGCUGUUCAUGGUGUGUACGGCUAAAAAGCAGAACAAAAACAUCACCAAACUGUUCACCGGGUUCAAGAAGCUAACGCUGGAUGAUCUGCGCAAGUCGCACGUGGUGAAGGACGUGCAGCAGUACAUCAUCAACCGGCUGAACACGGACUUCCGGGGCAUCAAUCUUACCAAAGACAUCAUCGAGAGCCUCAACCAGCUGUACAUCAAGUCGAACGGGUGUCUGCUGUAUCUGUACAAAGUGCUGAACGGGAUAAGGGAAAACUUUUUCACCUUCCGCGAGAUUAAGCUGAUACCGUGCACGCUGAACGGUUUGUACCUGUACAUAUGCCAGAAGUCCUUCAACAAGAAGCAGUACAGCAAGAUCCGCCCGAUUCUGAACGUGUUGCUCGUGUGCAACAGCUACGUGGACAAGUACUUCAUCUACAACUGUCUCCGCACGCACAACUACACGCUGGAGAUGGAGGACUUUGAGCGGCGGCUCGAGCUGAUGCGCAACAUCGUGGAGUACAGCCCGCUCAACCCGUGUGCCGUGCGGAUCUUCCACAACUCGUUCUGCGACUGGCUGAUCGAUGUGAAGUUUAGCACGAAAAAGUUUCUGUGCGAUCUGAACGAGGGGCACGUGAUGGUAUCGAUGUACUACACGGUCGUGGCGGACGAGAUCUGUCCGAACAAGCUGCGGCUGUAUCUGUACCAUCUGAUCAAGACGGGCGAGUAUCUGACGAGCAAAAAUGUGGAUCUCGAUCUGCUGCUGAUCUUGCUCGAGACGAAAUCGAACCUGAGCGACUGCUUCUACACCAACCUGCUCAACUGCUGCGCGAUGUGCGAGGACGAAUGCCGGAACGACAUCAAUCUAUCCGCACGCACCAAGUACAUGCUGGAUCGUUUCCUCAACGGUCAGCUGGGCGAUGACUUUAUGAUCUUUUUGAAUGAUUUCUUCAAGCCCAACCUGCCGACGGACUGUAAGGUGCUGAAGCUGCUGAUCGAGACGGGCAUCAACAAUGCAGACACCGCGCUGUCGUGCGAGUCAUCCGCGAUCAAUUCGCCCGUGCUGUCGGAUCGCUCGCAGAACAUCGAUUCGGAGCUGGCGGAACUGUUGAUCUCGAGUGAGAAGAGCUGCCAGCAGGAGCUGCAAAAGUCCAUCAAUCUGGAGCUGCUGGACUGUACCGGUGCUGUCGGUGGUGGUGGUAGCAUGUUGGACGGCGCACUGCUAGCCAGGGACGGUGGGGCGGGUCGUGUUUCGGCAGAACUUGCGCGCCAUCGAUACAGUGCAGGACCAUCAAUUACCAGUGGCGGUGUCGGUGGUGGUGAUGGAGGCAGUAGUGCACUGGGCGAUUCAAAAUCGGACAUCCAGAACGAUCGCGUCGGUAGCGGUGUGCAGUGCGACAUGUUUGAGGGCGAGAUGCACAAGGGCAAAGCGCUGAUUCACAUUCUGGCGAACGAAGGAAACCAUACGCUGCUGGAACGAGCGUUGAAUGCCUGCAAAGAUCCAAUCGAUCUGGAAAUUGAAGAUCUCAACGGACAGACGGCACUCAACAUAGCGGCAAGGAACGGUCAUCAGGAGAUUGUAAAGCUGCUGCUUACCUACAAACAACCGCUGCGCGACGGCACCGGUCGGUAUCGAAUGAUUGACGUGAACCAUGCGGACCGUGACGGCUGGACACCGUUACGGUCCGCUUCCUGGGGUGGUCACACCGAGGUGGUGAAGCUGCUCAUCGAAACGGGUGUGUGUGCAAUUGAUCGGGCGGACAAGGAAGGCCGUACGGCGCUGCGGGCGGCGGCCUGGAGCGGCAACGAGGACAUCGUUAAGAUACUGAUAGAAGCCGGCGCAAACGUGAACUCGAUCGAUAAGCAGGGACGUACCUCACUGAUCGCUGCUUCGUACAUGGGCCACUAUGAUAUCGUGGAGAUACUGCUGGAGAACGGGGCGGACGUAAAUCACACGGAUCUGGACGGCAGGAAUGCGCUGUGUGUGGCUGCACUGUGUGGCAGCUCGGGGUACAGUCGGGUAAUCUCGACGUUGCUAGAGUACGGCGCGAAUACGGACCAGACGGACAACGAAGGCAUGUCACCGCUGUUGGUGAGCUCGUUCGAAGGCAAUGCCGAGAUCUGUGAGCUGCUGCUGGAGAACGGAGCCGAUCCUGACAUGGCCGACAACAUGGGCAGGACACCGCUGUGGGCCGCGUGUACCUCGGGCCAUGCGAAUGUGGUCAAGCUGCUGCUGUUCUGGGGCUGCGGCAUUGAUUGUAUGGAUUCGGAGGGCCGUACGGUGCUGAGCGUAGCGGCGGCACAGGGCAAUCUGGAGACGGUGCGACAGCUGCUGGAUCGAGGCUUGGACGAGACGCAUCGUGACAAUGCAGGCUGGACACCGUUGCACUAUGCGGCCUUCGAAGGGUACGCCGAUAUCUGCGUGCAGCUGCUCGAAUCAGGCGCCAAGAUCGAUGAGUGUGACAAUGAGGGCAAGGCGGCGCUUCAUCUCGCUGCCCAGGAAGGCCACAAUGCCGUGAUGGAGGCAAUCCUGAACAUUCAUCGACCGUGCAUCGACCAGCGCGCGCACGAUGGCAAGACGGCGUUCCGUUUAGCGUGCUUGGAGGAACACUUUGAGUGUAUUCAAACGCUGCUGAAGUUUGGUUGUGAUAUCAACUCGAAGGAUGCCGAUUCGCGUACCACACUGUACAUUCUGGCACUGGAGAACAAGCUGAAGGCGGUCAAGUUCUUGCUGGAAUAUUCGAACGCGGACGUAAACAUUCCGGAUAGCGAGGGACGGACGGCACUGCACGUGUCCGCUUGGCAAGGCCACGCCGAGAUGGUGAAGCUGCUGAUAACACUCGGUAACGCUGAUGUUAAUGCGAUGGAUUUGGAAUCUAGAACACCGUUGCAUUCCUGUGCGUGGCAAGGCAACCACGAAGUGAUGCAGCUUUUGCUGUACUACGGUGCCGUUCCGGAUCAUGCCUGCAAACAGGGCGCAACGGCGCUGGGCAUUUCUGCACAGGAAGGACACGAAAAGUGCGUCAGCUACUUGCUGAAGUACGGUGCCAAUCCGUACAAGUCGGAUCACUGCGGACGAACGCCGAUCAAGCUGGCGGCUAAGUCGAACCGUAACAAUGUGCUACGCAUACUCGAAAACUUCACCAAAAAUGAUUUGGAUUGUGGCAAGAUGAUGCAUCCCCAUCUGAAUUUGAAAUCGCCGGAUGAAUUACCUCCGUGCAGUUCCAUACACAAUCCUUCGCCGUCGUCGGGCUAUCCGAACAAUCCGAACCUGCUGAUGCCGGCCGGUGGCGGUGGUGGUCCGGCAAUGCUUAACGUAUCGUCGACCAACUCCAACACCACCAGCUCUACAACACAGAAUAACAAUUUCUACGAAAACACGAUGCACUCGGACACGAGCAGUCUGCAGAAGCGUAAAAGUGUCAUCUCUAGUCAAUCCACCGGUAGCAGUAAUGAGCAAGCGCCGAUGUCGUUUACGCAGCAACUUCAGAAACAUUCGCGCCAUCACAACUCGAAAUCGCAUCACAUCGUACAGCAACAGCACCAACCGCAUCAUCAGCAGCAAACGUCUUCGUCCUCGGUGGCGAAGUUUUCGAACAAAAAACAUUCCCAGGUACUGCCGAAUGUCGAGGAGUACCAAGCAAAUAUAGCGUCUAACAUUCGCAUCAAUCCGAACGAUGCCGAUCUGUUCGAUCUGGGAUGUAUGUCGCCACUGUACGCGACGCCACCGCAUUCGCCGAGCAGUGAAAUCAGCUCUCCGGGACAAAAUCAGCCACCGUCCUCGUUGGCCCUGCUCGGCAAGCAGUUUGAAGAGAUGAACAUCAGCCUUUCGAACAACAGUACGAUUAUGAACCCGCACGAUAACCACUUUGCCCGAGAUACGCACAUGCGUAUCAUUCUCGGCAACAAUCAGAAGGAGAGCGGUCAACUACAGGGAACGAGCGGUGGUGCCGGAGGUGGAGGAAAAUCAUCCAAACGCAGCGGAAUUGCAACCAAUCCGGCGAUGCGUUUGAUACGCAAUCGUAUAGAUUCCGCGGCGCAGCUUAUCCGCCGCACAAACAACAUGCUAUCGAGUAGUGGAAAUAACCAAGGCUCAUCCAGUAUUGGGGUGAAAUCGGGCACGUUCCAGUGGCGCAAAGAGAGCCAGAUGUAAUUGGUUGAACUGGCGCAAAUCAAACAGGGAUGUAAAAUUGACCUACCUACUAACAGCGUGUGCAAACAGGUGAGCAGCAGUGGGUAGCAGCUUCAUUCAGAUCGGACCCCUCGAAAACGUGGUAAAACAAAGCAAUGUGUGUUAUAGCAUGUGGUCCACACGUGGCGGUGGAAUGGAAACGGUGUUGUUGCGCGGCGUUGGAAUGUUUAUACAUAUGAUACUCUUUCCUCCUUCCCCCCUGGCACGUAGUAUUUAAGAGUGCGCACCGAAUUUUCAGUGAAAUUUUUAAUUAUUAUAACGAUUCAGACGACCGAUCAUGCAUCUAUCGCUAAGGAUCGUGGCAUGAUGCGAUGAGCUGUAUCCAAUGUGUGGUGGAGUGUGAGACUGGCGGCGGGCGGCAGCCUAAGUAGUAGAUUGGAUCAGUAUGUGAUGAUAGUGUGGCAUUUAUUACUAAACAAAGAGUGUGUUCUGCAUUUACGUACACCCGUAGCAAUGGAGAGCACGCGCAACUUAAUGUAAGAGUUUAUCACCGGUUGUAGUGGAGCGGCGAACGCGGCGGGAAUAUAGCAAGUAGUAGGGAAGCAAUGAACAACCCGCAUCAAAGAUUUCGUGCUGUUUCGGUCUGAUUUGACCGAACUAUUUACUAAACAUCACAUGUAGAUGUUAGUCCAGUUGCUCAGCGGGGAAUAUAUUAAAAGUAAUAUCAUAAAACAUAAAUUAUGAACCGGGCGAAAACGUACACACAUACACACAAACAAAAACACAUUGAGCAUCGUUUGAAAACUUUACGACACUGUGUCUUAUCGCUUCUCGGGAUGAUGGAAUAUGGAAAGAACUUUUCCUGGUUUUCUAAUUUAGUUUCUCGUUUCGCAGAUUGCGAUAUUCUUGUACCAGUAUUUUGACUUUUCUUAAAUGAGAUCUAUUUUUAUACCAAUUUAAUAAGCCAUGGCAAACAGUAAUGAGUGGUGUGCGUAUUGCGUUUUGGACUGAUUACAUUUGGGUAGUUGUUACAAAGUAUGUACGAUGUACGCUCGUUUUAAGUAGCAUACUAUUUUCAUACCAAUUUUUGUGACGCGCUUAUCGGUUUAGCUUAGCCAACCAAUAAUAGGAAAUUAUUUAAUACCAGCCGCCAUGACAAUCUAUUUUUGUAUCUUUUAUACACCUAUUAUCCAAUUUAGUGGGUUGUGUUUUGCCAUUUCCAGCCUUUUCGUUUAACUUUAACUGAACGCGUCAGGGAAGCAAACAAUACAAUGGCCUUUGUAAAGUGCGAUAGGAUGGAAUUAUUUAAAAGUUUAUCUUAUUGGUUGUCAUUAUUUGAAAUCACAAAUUAAAUUAGCACUUUAGCUGGGAAAGGAAAUCGGUAGAAUGACAUAUUUUCGUGACACUCACACAACAAACAUAUUACAUACUAGGGUUGUUGAGCAACUGCAUGAUAUAAAGAAGAGAUAUAAAAACAAAAACAAACUUGUGAAACAAAGAAAUAUAUUAAAUCUGGACGAAAUGAAAUGGAAAAUGCCGAUCGAUGCAAGAUUCCUUCGUCGUUCAAUCUUUUACACGUCGCAAAAGGAAUCUCUUGAUUUUGAUGUUGUCGCGAAUGAGGCAGACCAGUUUUGUGUGGAAAGAUCACUCACAAAUCAAUUAACCUGAAAUUCAACCAGUUGAUAAACAGCACUCACCUCUAACUUAGACUGUAAGAAAAGAAAAGAAGCAUUAACAAGAGAUACGCGUUUAUUUUGGGUACCGUGACGUGUAGCACAACCACAUUUCCUACCAUAUAAUAUCCUUCCCCAUCGCCAGCCCAUUUGAAGCAAAGUGUUUAAGAAACAACCGGCAAUGAGAACAGUUUGGUAGAAUCGAUUCAUUUAAGCAUUUUUGUACGAUAUGCUGUUUCAACAAAACCACUUGGAAAAUGCCAUAAUUCAAGACAGAAAGCAAUGUAAGCGGGAGAACAAUAGGAGGAGAAUGCUACUUGUUUUGUUGAGAAAAUGAAAUGUUUGUGUUCAAGAUUAUUUUAUGUGUGUGUGUGUGUGUGUGUGUGUGUGUGUGUUCGUGUGUCAUCAUCUUAGGCAUACUCCUGGACGAACAUGCGUAAACUUAUGGAUUCUAGUCGAUUUUUAAUUUGUAAUCUAAUGUAAACUGAGUUGCAUCUCGCGCGUUCGUCAUAUUCAUAAUUAACCUCUUUUCCUUCUACUGACUCUGAAAAAUUGCAUUCGAUGAUGAUGGCCCCCUCUCCUCGUUGCCACUCAAGGAUGCAAGGAUACGUUAGUUUACAGGCUUUGUAACGGCGGCGUGAACGAUUGAUCCCACGGAACAAUAAAAAUGUGUGAUUUUGUUUUUCUUUUGUAACAGUUUAACUCAUCUCUCAACAGUUCAGUUAGAAUUGAUAGUAUUUCCGUUUCGUUUAUUAGUUCAUAUUUAGCAUGUAUUAUUAUUUAUUGAUUUCGAUGUGUCUCCGUUGCAGAUAGUGAAAUCAGUUACGAAAAAGACAUAACAAGCACGGAAAACUUCCUCCGAAAGCAACACUAGAUACAGGAGUGAAGAAAAUCCCGUGAAUAAAUUCCUUUUCAUUUCAAUAUGAUUGACAGUGACCAGCUCUAACACAGAGAGAACGUAGUGCAAAAGAAAUAAAGAAACAAUAUUAAAU